AUGUUCUUAAAGAAGCACUUGGGCUUCCGGAGCCCUCCGUGUUCGUUUCCUGUUGCAAAUGAAACGGUGAAAAAAGCAAAGUAUGUGAAAGCUCGGAUUUUGUGCAAGAUUGUUGCAGGAUGGGCGAUUAUACUCACCAGACGAUGUGGAAACUUCGCACUUCAUAUGCUUCCUAAACAAUUAGCACUUACAGUCAUCUUGUUUUAUCGGCCAAACGCAUUAAUACAGUCGUGUCUGAACGAUCUCAAGCUCGGUGCAGUUGCGCAAGAGGUUACUCUGGAAACGGCGCGUUAG
Molecule: messenger RNA, 294 nt
Organism: Necator americanus (New World hookworm)
Lineage: Eukaryota; Metazoa; Nematoda; Chromadorea; Rhabditida; Ancylostomatidae
Exons: 3
Coding region: 1-294 (97 amino acids)
Source: RefSeq, a predicted model, not a curated record